Belonocnema kinseyi is the source of this 973-nucleotide messenger RNA. RefSeq names its product transcription initiation factor TFIID subunit 8 (gene Taf8). Gene Ontology annotation, molecular function: protein heterodimerization activity. NCBI's taxonomy places the organism in Eukaryota, Metazoa, Arthropoda, Insecta, Hymenoptera, Cynipidae. The transcript has 5 exons. Gene Ontology annotation, cellular component: transcription factor TFIID complex. The coding region runs from base 32 to 877 and encodes 281 amino acids. The record is from RefSeq and is a predicted model, not a curated record. Gene Ontology annotation, biological process: transcription initiation at RNA polymerase II promoter.
UCAAAUUUAGUUUACCUUUAAACUCUCGAAGAUGAUGCUCGUAAACACAGAAAAAAUGGAAGAAUUUAAUACUCGAAGAAAAGUGUUAAAUCGUGUAAUUUGUACACUUUUAGUAGAAGCGGGAUUUGAUUCUGCGGAUAAAGAUGCUGUGGAAACACUAACGGAAAUGCUUCAAUCUUUUAUAGUUGAAAUGGGACAGUCUUCGCGAAAUUACUGUGAGUUAGCCGGUAGAACCGAAGUUUUGGGAGCGGAUUUAAUUCUUGCUUUAAUAAAUGCUGGAAUGCGAAUAGACGACAUAAGUACUUAUGCAAUGAGGCCAACUCGGACAAUUUUGCCGCAACUUCAACAACAAACGCAAACAAAGCAGUUAAAUAUUUUACAGGCCGGUAUAAAAAAGAAUCAUCCUCCUCAUAUUCCCGGUCAUUUACCAUCUUUUCCAGAUCCACACGCUUAUAUCAGAACUGCGACACACAAGCAACCCGUAACAGAAUACGAAGCGAUUAGAGAAAAAGCGUCGACACAGAAACGUGAUAUCGAAAGAGCUUUGACGAAAUUUGUUGCUAAAACUGGCGACACCCAUAGCUUGUUUCUGACUGAAGAUAACAGCAUGUUUCCUUUGAUUGCUUGUAAGCCACAGCAUCCAAGCUAUCUUAGUCCACUUUUGCCCACGGAUCAAGUUUUUGAUCUGGAAGCAGAAUAUCAAUUUGAACCGAAACCUCUUAAAAAGAAGAAAGUGAUCAAAGUUAAGGAAGAAGAUAUAAAACCACAGAUCGAACCCGCAGAUCAAAACGAAGAAACCAUCACGCAACAAGAUGCGAUAGACAAUCCCUAUUUACGACCAGCGCAAAUUCCUAAAAAUAUAAUGGAUGAAUCGUAGUAAAAAUAGAAAAAAUAAUCUUUCAAUUCGUCUAUUAUCGAUAAAACUUGUACAGUACUCGAAACUUCUCUAAUAUAUUUUGAAUUUGUUACACAA